CAGGUUUAGUUUCAGACGUUUCACUUUUCAGUAGGUACUUAGGAUUUAGGUAGAAGGUAGUAGAAGGACAGAACAGAAAAGAACGAAUUCUUCUGUUCUCCCAUUGUUACUGUUGUAUAUGGCAGAAAUUUCCCAGGAAAUUAAAAUGAGCAAUCGACGAAGACGUGCCCACGAUUUUACAGAUUCUUUAAAUAGUUUUCGUCAAACAAUAAUUAAGGAUGAAUUGAGUCUGAUAUCGUUAGAUGAUUCUACAAAAAAUACGCAAGAUGAAUAUAAUAAAUAUACCUGCUCAAAGAAUAAUAUAUCUUGCGAUGCAUCUGUCAUUCUAGCAGGUAGUUCAACCGGUCAGCCGUGCAAUAUUGUUAAGGAAAACUAUAAUACGGCAUAUAAAAACAUCAGGCAUCCUCUGUUAAGAGAUGAUACAUUGAUUGUAUCAGACGAAACAUCAUAUUUGUCACUUAAACCGGACUUGAACAAAUGUAUAAAUUUAUUUAAUAAUGAAUACUUGAAUGAAUAUGAUAGUGCUAAAGAACAAUUAAGUUCCACCCUAUCCGAAGCUAAUGUCAGCACAGACAUUAUUUUUCGAAAUUUAAAUAAAAAUAAGUCCAUGGGACAGAGCCUUAAUAAUCGUCCACGUUCUAUGUCAACAGAAUCACUGAGAAAUAUAAUACUUAAUCGAGAACUGAGAAGAUCGAAAAGUUAUACUGUACUUGAUAAAGCUUUGAAGAGGGAUAGGAAUUACAAUAUUAAACGUGACCAGUUUUCUUUUCCUGUUAAGAAUACAGUGAAAACAAAUUAUAAUGCAGAAAUUGAAACAAUUUUUCCUCCUUUGGAGACAUUAUCGUUGUCAAAACUUUCUGCUGUAUCAAACAGGAAAGAUGAUUCUACAAAAGAGCAUGAUUCAGUAAACAUUGAAAUGAGUUCCAAAGACGAACUCAAUCCUUCUGAGUUAAAAACGUUUCUACAAUCGUUGGUAGAUCCAGAGCCAUUGGUAGAAUCAUCUGCGCAACAACGCUUGUUGAGGCGUUUAUCCACACAUUAUUACGAUUCACCAAAAGUUUUUACAGAAGGCUUACUAACGAUAAUCGAAGAGUCGGUUAUAAACAACGAUUCUUGUGCACAAUCGCAAUAUCCAGAAUUUAGUUUAUUCAGAUUUAACGAAGAGCUAAGGAAAAUGUGUAAAUUUCUAGAGGACGAAACCGCUCCUGAAUGGCCAGGGUCUCCCGGCAUGUCGACAUCAUUUUGUGCAAAAAGAAAAAGCCAAGGACUUAAUGAUCUCUUACGAAAAUCUCUUGGUGUUUUAUCUCCUGAUAAGGACUUACAUUUUACAAUGCCUGUGUCGUCGCCAUGUAAUAUUAAAAGUCCCAAGAAAGCGUAUCGGCGCAUAUCAAAAAAUAUUUCCUAUAAUACGAAGAAUGUAUUUAACGAUAGUACAAAUACGUUUGAAAGCUUGGAAGCGAUGUGCAAAAAUUUGUAUCCUGAUCAAGACUGUACUGUUCCAGCAAAGGAGAAGAACUUGUUACAGUCUCCUUUACAAAAUAUGGUUAAAAUCUUGCGUACCUGUGAAAACCAAAUGGCCUCUUUGGAGAACUCACCUAACAUUCACGAACGGGUGAAAAAAGCUGGAACAUGUACCUCGGACUCAGCAUAUCAGCGCAAUAAAUUACUUGAAGAACAGAAUCUGGAGCAUAGAUUGUUACUAAAUGAAAAAUAUGAUAGAACAGAUUCGGAGAGAGUACCUGAUAUACUGUGGCAAACAGAACAUGGUAAAUGUCAAGAAAUGAUCGAACAAAAUGAUUUUGAGAACACGGUUAUGUAUGAGAUUGCGAAAAAAAGACAGAAGUGCCUCGACACAGUAAAGGUAGUGAUGGAAAUUGAUGAAACCUUCAAACCUUUGGAACAAAUUCAUCUAAAUAUCAAUGAUUCUUCAUCGAUUGAGGACGAUAAGUUCAUGCAAACACUCAUAAGUGUAAAACAAUACCAAGAUUAUCUAGAAAAGUAUAAAUCUUUGCUUGGUUUAUUUCAUCGGACAAAACUAAACACUUGUACGCCUUGCGAUCGACAAGCAGUCCAAGAUAAAAAAAUCGACAAGCAGUCCAAGGUAAAAGCAGUCCAAGGUAAAAAGCUGUCAGUUGUAUUAAAUGAUAAACAAAUUUUAAAAAUACCUUCACCGAGAAAGAAGAGUAUAAGUCCUUCAACAAAAUGUUCGACUAAUGUUGUUUCAAAACCAAGAUUAUUCAUAACUCCUGGGAAGACCCCUUUUAACAGGAAUUGUAAACUGAAGAGAACUUACUUUCCUAAUUUGUUACCGGAAAAUAAGCAAAACAAACAUGUAAGUUCUCAGGCAAAGAGUAUUUAUCGACAAAUGGGAAAUUACGAUCAUGUAGUUUCCCCAGUUGGAGCAUACAUAAAGGGUACAGAGUCUCGUCUGACAAAAAAUGACCAACCUAAAAGAAUAUUAACUCAAUCGCCUAAUUCAAAAGUGAAACUUCAGUCGUCUUCAAAACCAAAAAAGAAGUUGACUGGGACAACAGUAGGAGACGAAAAUGUAGCCAAUAACUUUUUGCAUCCAAAAAUGCAUUACAAUUAUCCGUCGUCUUCACAUAUAGAGGUACAAAAGUAA
This is a messenger RNA of Cyphomyrmex costatus, 2623 nucleotides long. RefSeq lists its product as uncharacterized. The record is from RefSeq and is a predicted model, not a curated record. The coding region runs from base 119 to 2623 and encodes 834 amino acids. NCBI's taxonomy places the organism in Eukaryota, Metazoa, Arthropoda, Insecta, Hymenoptera, Formicidae. The transcript has 5 exons.